AUGACUUUUUCUAAUGUUAUCACUUAUGAAAAACCUGAAGCUGAAGGAGAUACAGCAAUCACUCGAGAAUAUCAAAUGCAGCUUCGGGUGGAAUGUUGUUUAAACAAAUCAGAAACAGUUGAUGGGUCCUUCAAACCACGCCUUGGUAAGGUUGCCUUCAGCGACAAGAGCACUGGUAACUUCGAUCUAAAUCUGGCAAGGUUCAAGACAGAGAAUAUUCAGGAAGUUGACUCUAGCUCGGUGUCGCUAGGCCAAGAACUCUUCUUUGAAGUCAGUCUUAAAUCGGUAGAAAUCCCUGGUAUGUUCAUAGAGAGCUGUUGGGCUACAGCAACCGUGGACCCAGCGACAAAUCCACACCACUCUCUGAUUUCCUCAAGAUGCCCAGAAGAUCCAACAACGUCCAUCAAUAAUGACCUUGAUUUGGAUCGAGAAAGUUUUUCCUUUCAGGCAUUUGCAUUCACUGGUGACAAUCAAAACACCCAGGUAUACGUUCACUGUUUAGUGAUGGUAUGCGGUGCAGAGGAGGCUCGGUUGAAUCGAGACAUGGGCUGCCCCUCAAACGACGGUGAAGCUGCAUUUUGGAACUCAUCACCGGUUCGCAAACGACGAUCUACGUCAUCCCUUUCCACUCAAACGAUCAGUAGUGGUCCGAUUCGUAUCCGUAACCCUACCAGUGGCAUGGCAACUAAUGAUGUGUCUUUGUACAACCCGUUUGCGAUGCUCAUCCUUGGUAUCAGCGCCGCAGUGGUUGCCAUGCUUAUUCUGAUGGGUGUGGUCAAGCUAGUUGGUACCAACUUCAACUAUCACCGUGUGUCGACCGAGACCAUUUAAGAGUUCAGGUUGUUUAACGCUGUAAUAGUGAUUGCAUGAUCAAUAUCUGUAGUAACGAACAAGGGGAAUUCCUUCAAUUUUUUUAGAUUUAUCAAGAGGAGCUUUAUUUGUUUCCGAGUGAUAAUAAU
Lytechinus variegatus (green sea urchin) is the source of this 959-nucleotide messenger RNA. RefSeq names its product ZP domain-containing protein-like. The record is from RefSeq and is a predicted model, not a curated record. The transcript is spliced from 5 exons. Lineage: Eukaryota; Metazoa; Echinodermata; Echinoidea; Temnopleuroida; Toxopneustidae. The coding region runs from base 1 to 831 and encodes 276 amino acids.